Messenger RNA from Paramecium primaurelia, 286 nucleotides. The record is from the annotation of a GenBank genome assembly. NCBI's taxonomy places the organism in Eukaryota, Ciliophora, Oligohymenophorea, Peniculida, Parameciidae.
UAUGGAAAAUGAAUGGAAUUUAAAGAAUAAGGAAUUGUAAAAUUGGAAAUAGAAUCAAAAAUUAAAUUUGGAUAGGAAAAGUAAAGAGAAAAAAAGGCAUGAGAUCAUAAAUUAUGCUUACAGGUAAAUAUUUAUUAAUAGGUACUCAAAUCAUAAUGGAAUGAAUUUGACACAACAGAGUUGAUUCAGAAAACUUAGACCACAAAGUGGAAAGAGGAUUUGGAUCAAAUUUGGAUGUGAAAGUUUAUACAUUUGUACUUUAUUUAAAUACAAACAAACAAAAAAA